AUGACUUCAACAUUUAUUGCAUCACUUGAUUUUGCUAAAAAAGAAAUAGUUAUUUAUUUUGUUAUUCCCAUGUUUAUCAUGAGUAUUAUUGGUGGAUGUCUUAAUCUUAUUGUUUUUCUCAGCCUGAAAACAUUUCGACAAAGUUCAUGUGCAUUUUAUUUAACUAUUAAAUCAGCUUAUGACCUUAGUCGAACCAUCGGAAAUAUGUUGCCUUAUAUCAUGCGUUGGGGAUUUCAAACAGAUUGGGGAUUACCAUCAUUGUUCUUUUGUAAAAUAAGAAAUAGCAUGUCUACUGUAUUCCAAUCAAGUUCAAUGACAUGUUUAUGCUUAGCUGUUAUUGAUCAAUAUUUUGCUACUUGUUCUCAUGUUCAUUGGCACAAAUACUGUAAUAUUAAAUUAGCUCGCCGUCUUACUGCAAUAUUUACCAUUAUUUGGAUUUUACAGGGAAUUCCAUAUGUUGUCUUUUAUAAUCAUAUUAGUUCACCUUCAACAAAUACAACUGCAUGUGAAAUCACGGGACAAAGACAAAACGUACUAGGCAUCCCGAACACCUGGUAA
Molecule: messenger RNA, 558 nt
Organism: Adineta steineri
Lineage: Eukaryota; Metazoa; Rotifera; Eurotatoria; Adinetida; Adinetidae
Source: the annotation of a GenBank genome assembly